AAUGUCUUUGGGACGAACAUAUGAUGUUCUCCUAAAAAUUGUUUUAGUAGGAGAUACUGGCGUUGGAAAGACGGCUCUUAUGUUAUUCUUCGAUCAUGGACUAUCAGCGUCAACAAUUAUACCUACAAUAGGAAUUGAUUUUAAAGUAAAAACUAUAAGCGUUAUGGGUAAAAGAAUCAAACUACAAAUAUGGGAUACUGCAGGCCAAGAGAGAUUUCAGGCAAUACCUUCAUCCUAUUAUAGAGGUGUUCAUGGAAUUUUACUAGUUUAUAGUAUCACUAAGGCAUCAUCCUUUGAAAAUGUCUCAAAAUGGUUAAAUCGUAUUAAAAAGCAAACGGGCUCUGAUGAUCCCGAAAUGAUUCUCUUAGGCAACAAUUGCGAUCUGGAAAAUGAAAGGCAAAUAUCGAAGAAGAACGGCGAAGAGAUGGCCAGAAACUUAAAUAUCUCCUUUAUGGAAACUAGUGCCAAGACAGGCAUAAAUAUUAAUAAAGCUUUUUAUAGUAUAACGGAAUUAGUUUUAAAUAGGAGAACAAGAGAAGAGAAAGCCGAAUUCGAGGAUAUGGAGAAAACGUAUAAAAAGAAAGGAUUACUUGAUUGUUUUGGAUGUCGUUCUUAG
Molecule: messenger RNA, 616 nt
Organism: Dimorphilus gyrociliatus
Lineage: Eukaryota; Metazoa; Annelida; Polychaeta; Dinophilidae
Source: the annotation of a GenBank genome assembly